Nymphaea colorata (pocket water lily) is the source of this 2754-nucleotide messenger RNA. Its product is annotated as protein NRT1/ PTR FAMILY 4.4-like. The coding region runs from base 751 to 2409 and encodes 552 amino acids. Gene Ontology annotation, molecular function: transmembrane transporter activity. Gene Ontology annotation, cellular component: membrane. Gene Ontology annotation, biological process: oligopeptide transport; transmembrane transport. NCBI's taxonomy places the organism in Eukaryota, Viridiplantae, Streptophyta, Magnoliopsida, Nymphaeales, Nymphaeaceae. The transcript has 5 exons. The record is from RefSeq and is a predicted model, not a curated record.
UAUGAUUUGGCCUUGUGGGCAUGUCAUGCAGAAAAACAAAGGCAUGAGUGAAGAAGAGAGGCAGUAGAGCUAAUUUUUCCGUCUUGUCUCCAGUUGGAUUUCUUGGUCAGUUUAUGAUUGUCCAAGCAAAAUCGAACUUCCAAGGAAACUGCACUUUCUCAGCUGGCCUUUUCUUUCGGCCUAAUCCGUAUGCUUGUGUUUGACUUAUCCGAUUUGUGUCAAAAGCAAUUUUUCUCUUUGCGUAGAUGAGGCUAUAAUGGUUUCGAGAGUCUAAAACAAAGUCUUGCUCCAUAGAGUUUGUUUACUCUAUCUGUUUCCGAAAUGCCAGAAAGAUUGACCACCUCUGAUUUGACACUGAACUAAGAGGGUGGCAGAAGCAGAGCAGCAAUGUUUUUGAUUGGUCUUCUCAGUUCUCAUGAAGAGUCGUUUUCUCAGCUUCGCCAUGCUUCUCUGUUUUUGUCUUUCUUUUGCCUGAGCCUCAACGAAACUUUUCAACUAGCUGUUUUCUUUUCUAAAACUCCUGCCAUCAUAGUGACACUGGUAGGACGUUAUACAGUCUUCCUCUAUUUUCCUUGCCAUCAUAUAAACUGCUCUUUCACUCCAGAACUUUAGUUUUAUUGCCAAUUAUAAUUUUCAAUCGACCGCCAAGAAGAAGAAAGAUGGUGUUCUGCACACUAGGAAUUUUCUCCCUUUCGCUUCGCCUUCAGUCAAACUUUGUCAAUUAUUACUGGAUUUCAAGCAUUUGAGAUCAUGGCCAUCGCAGCUGUGGGCAACAAUCUCAUCACAUAUGUAUUCGAUGUGAUGCACUUCCCCCUUUCAACAUCUGCUAACAUAGUGACAAAUUUUGUGGGCACCAUCUUCCUUCUAUCCCUGUUGGGUGGAUUCCUUUCUGACUCCUACCUCGGAAGUUUUUGGACCAUCAUCAUAUUCGGAUUUAUAGAGCUUUCCGGAUUUAUCUUGCUUUCUGUCCAAGCUCAUUUGCCACAACUUAGGCCAGCAGACUGCAAUAUGAGGAUUGCUGGAAACUCGUGUCAGGAAGCCAAGGGUUUCCAGGCAUUGAUCUUCUUUGUGGGACUAUACCUGGUAGCUCUGGGAAGUGGGUGUGUCAAGCCAAAUAUGCUUUCUCAUGGGGGAGAUCAGUUUCCUGGAGAUGACCCUAAACAGUCUAGCAAGCUCUCAUCUUACUUCAAUGCUGCAUAUUUUAGCUUCUGCGUUGGCGAGCUCAUUGCACUUACCAUCCUUGUGUGGGUUCAGACUCAUUCAGGCAUGCAUAUAGGCUUUGGAGUCUCCGGGGCUGUGAUGGCUAUGGCCUUGGUUAGCCUAAUAUGUGGCACUACCUUUUACAGAAACAAACCACCUCAAGGCAGCAUAUUCACUCCGAUUGCGCAGGUAUUUGUAGCUGCCAUUACGAAAAGGAAGCAAGUCUGUCCAUCUAAACCAGAGCUUCUUCAUGGAAAUAAAAGUGAUGUUCUCAAUCUCAACUCAUGUACAGUUGCAGGGCACCUGAUGCAUACAGAAAAGUUCAGGUUUCUGGACAAGGCAUGCAUUAUGACAGAAGAUGGGAUUACGAGGAAGCAGAGCCCAUGGAAACUCUGUACAGUAGCUCAAGUUGAGCAAGUGAAAAUAAUCAUAUCUGUAAUCCCAAUUUUUGCCUGCACUAUCAUUUUCAACACCAUUCUUGCUCAGCUCCAGACGUUUGCAGUGAAACAAGGGAGUGCCAUGAGCACAGAGCUGACGAAGAAUUUCAAAGUCCCACCUGCUUCUCUUCAAUCAAUCCCAUAUAUUACUCUCAUCUUCGUCGUGCCUCUUUAUGAAGCCCUGUUUGUACCUUUUGCUCGUCGAAUCACCGGCAAGGAAUCUGGUAUCUCACCAUUGCAACGAAUAGGCAUUGGGCUUUUCCUUGCAACUUUCUCCAUGGUGACAGCGGCUCUAGUUGAGAACAACAGAAGGAAAAUGGCCGAAUUCUCUAACCAGAAAAUAUCCAUAUUCUGGAUUGCACCACAGUUUCUCAUAUUUGGACUCUCUGAGAUGUUCACUGCUGUUGGGCUAAUUGAGUUCUUCUACAAGCAAUCUCUAGCAGGGAUGCAAUCCUUCUUGACUGCCAUGACAUAUUGUUCAUACUCAUUUGGCUUCUUCUUUAGCUCAGUUCUGGUUUCUGUUGUGAAUAAGAUCACCUCAGGCCUAUCUCACAAAGGGUGGCUGUCAGAGAACGACCUCAACAAGGACAGACUGGACCUUUUCUAUUGGCUUCUUGCAGUACUAAGCGUGAUCAAUUUUUUCAAUUAUAUAUUUUGGUCUAGGUGGUAUGUUUACAACCCAACUCUGGAACCCACUCAACUGCAUGAUCCCUGUGGAGAAGAGACUAAGUUCAAGUCCUCUAAGAACAUUGGAGAUGAAACUAUAGUUUAGCAUCUUUAAGUCCGCUGCUUAUUCUUUCUACCCCUAUUGACUAUUGUAUGGACAAAAUAGUAAAGAAAAUGUCCAUGUUGGAUACACAACCACUAUGUUGAAAAUGACCCCUUUUUGCCUUUUUUAAUAAUUGACUAUGUGAAAAGGCCUGCCGAGGCCACUGUAAUUAAAAGUAAAAGAGAAUGUUAGGGUUCAUACCAACCUAAGUUUUCAUCAUUUUUCUUUUCUCUUGCCUUUCUUUUCUUAUUCUGAUCUUUUCCCCACUGUCUUGUACAUGCCAUUGCCUUUUCUAUGAUCAUGGUGAGCAACAUAUCUUGUUUAAUAUGAAAAACUGUAGAUAUGGUG